AAUGAAUUCCAAUAAUUAGAUUGAAUUCUACUUGAAUUCAUAACAAGUGGAUUUUAUCUAAAUGAAACUCCCUUAGGGUUUCUCUUUACACUUGGCUAGUCUAAUACAUUAGAGAGAAUAGAGAAUUGUAAAUUUUGCUUCUAUCAUUUCAAGUCUAAAAAAGUUUCCAGGUUUGAUGCUACUUUUAAGACUCAUAAAUUAGAAUAGACAAGUCAAGAGGACUUAGCACCAAGAAGAGCAUAAAGAAUAUAACCAUAAUAAUAAAAGGAUAAAAAAGAGCCAGAUAAUAAAGCAUAAAAAAUUCUGCAGAAAUAAAAGCAUCAUUAAUAUAAUUAAUAAUAAUCUCAAUAAUAGCAACAAUAAUUAUAAUAAUAACAGCAUUAAAGUCCAUAAAUUGUGUAAUAAAUAGUAUUAUAUUAAGAUCCAAGUUGUAAAAACAAAUGACUUAAUAAGAGAAAUUAAACUUAGGUGAAAACAUUAAAUAAUUAAAAUUUGAAUAUUUGAGAGGAAUUUGGGAAAUAGUACAAGAAAGUGUUCAAGCAAAUGGAGAAGAUGAAGUAGAAUUUGAUAUUGAUGCUCUCCCUACUAAAACUGCUAGAAAAUUAGAAGCUUAUGUAACAAGUCGAUUGUAAAUAUUACUAUUAAUAAUUAAGAUAAGCAAAAAAACAAAAAAAUGAUGAUGAAGAAAAAUCCUUAGAUCCUGAUUCUUCAGAUUAAUGA
Messenger RNA from Paramecium pentaurelia, 720 nucleotides. Lineage: Eukaryota; Ciliophora; Oligohymenophorea; Peniculida; Parameciidae. The record is from the annotation of a GenBank genome assembly.